Darwinula stevensoni is the source of this 663-nucleotide messenger RNA. NCBI's taxonomy places the organism in Eukaryota, Metazoa, Arthropoda, Ostracoda, Podocopida, Darwinulidae. The record is from the annotation of a GenBank genome assembly.
AUGAGUGGGCAUUGCGACUGGAGCUCAGAGGUCCAUGGGGAAAAGAUUACAGGGGAUCAUUUGUUGGCACUCGAUAAUAAUGAAAUCUUGACAAGAUCGUUCUUCCUUCUCUCUGAACUACCAGGAGCCAAAGAAGUUUCUCACCCUCCAGAUCUGCACUUUUAUCAGGAAUUCCACGGUGAAACAGAUCAUGCUACUGCGCUUAAACAGCUUCAUUUCAUCAUGAAGUCCACUUUUGUGAAUAUUCAGCUCUUUAUCGAUCUGCUGGCAGAGAAGGACCUGAUUUCUUUGCCGAACGAGAUAGAUCUAAGAGGCAAGACCACGUAUGAAGAAACAAUUAAUGGAGCUUUCCAUCUGCUACGUCAAGAGCAUCCAGAGCGAACAUAUCAUCUCGUCUUGGAUAUUUUGAAAUUAAUGAGAAGGGAUGAUAUAAUUAAUAAUCUUCAGAAGAAACUGCAGGGAACAUCAGAGCAAUAUGUGGAAGGAGAUCAAGGAUCAUCACCACUUCAGCAGUGCAUGAAUGAUCCAAGGGAUGUCCUACGGAACGUCCUACUUCUCAUCAGACAAAUCAUAUUAAGCAGAAUCAUUAUAGUCAAUUUUGCCAUGGUUCUUUUCAUCUUCAAACGCCAAAUGCGCCUGAGAGCAGGCCAGCAUCACUUCUGA